UGCUACUAUUCCCCAUUGGCCAAUACGCGACUACUGUAUUUUUACGUUAAUAAUUGUUUUAGCCAUUUCAACGUCGUUUCAGCAAUAAAAAUGACUUCUCACGAUAACAUUUUCGAGGAAAAAAUAUGUAAGAGAUUAGAUCAUUGCGUUUCUGAUGUUGUAAUAAAAGGAUGUGGAGGCGUUAUUAUUGGAUCUGCUGUAUCUUUCUUAAUUUUAAAGAGACGAGCAUGGCCUGUAUGGCUCGGUGCUGGAUUUGGAAUGGGCAUCGCUUAUAGGACGUGUGAAAAGGAUUUAAACUCUUUAAAAUAAACCUUUCGAGGUCUUACGUGUUUUGAAUUAGAUGAAUUUUUGGAUAUAUCGAACAUAAUAAAUAUAAUAUAUUC
Messenger RNA from Drosophila sechellia, 383 nucleotides. Its product is annotated as MICOS complex subunit Mic10. The transcript has 2 exons. Lineage: Eukaryota; Metazoa; Arthropoda; Insecta; Diptera; Drosophilidae. Gene Ontology annotation, cellular component: mitochondrion; mitochondrial inner membrane; MICOS complex. The record is from RefSeq and is a predicted model, not a curated record. Bases 91 to 309 code for a protein of 72 amino acids.